AUGACUUCCAAGAGCGAGGACAAGAACUUGGUUCCCCCUAUCUACACUAUCGAUCUCUCCCUCGAGCCAGAGGAGCGCUACCAGGCCUUAGCAAAGGCUUACCAGAGCCAACUUCGAAGCCUCACGACUUUAUUCAACAGCCUGCUCACUGAUAUCGGCCUCUCCACAUUCUACCAUGGCCCGGUAGGGCUACUGGCUCGAUUACUCCUCCGAGGCCUGAACACUCCCGUCGAAACUGCUGAGCUCCGUGGGAUAGCAAAGGUAAGCGGGCUCCCUAUGCACCUGCUUGUCAGCUUCAAUGUGAUUUUGGAUUGUCUCAUGGGGUGUACCUCUGGAGCGGUCAAUGUCGUGGACGCGAAUCGGCCCACAGGACACAGGCGGAUGCUUCAUUUCCGCACCCUAGACUGGUCAAUGGAUCCGCUCCGGUCGAUCAUCGUUCAACUGGAAUUUGUUCGAAGUAGAUCGGCGACACCUGGGCAGAUCAUCGCUCGAAGCGUUACAUACGUCGGCUUUACGGGGAUAUUGACCGGCGUGCGUCAAGACUUGAGUCUAUCUCUCAAUUUCCGUGGUGUACACAACGCUGUACGCAGACGCGACCAUGCGAGAUUCUACCUGCAUCAUCUGCUAGUUCUCACGGGUUGCCGCCCAUCGAUAUCGAGCAUACUGAGAGGAUACAUCAUAUCAGAGGAGGCAGAAGGUGACCAGUGCAAGACUUUGCAAGAAAUCUCGGAGGAGCUCGUCCCGCGACAUACCACUGCGGCUUACCUGCUCCUUUGUGAUGGCGUGUCGGCCAUGGUCAUUGAGAAGGAUUAUGCCAGCGGUGUGAUCCGACAAUCCAACGCCUUCAUCGGCGUUACUAACAAUGACGAAGAAGAGAUUGGGUUAUCAAAGGAGGCAACUCCUUUGGCAUCUCAAGUCCCGGCCAAGUCUUUUGCUGUGAGGGCUGGAAUGGAAGAAAUCAUUGAAGAAAGCAAGGACAGACUUGACGCAAUCUCCUCAAGAUGGAGAGCAUGUCUGCGAAAAGCAAAAAGAACGUCCAAGAAAAAGGGCAAGAAUUCCAGCCAAGCAGAAAGAGAGGUGGCAAUUACCACAGACGAGGUGAUUCAAUGGGUGUCGGCAUAUCCAACGACCAACGAACAGACUCAUUUCGCCACGAUCAUGGAUCCCCUGUACGGACAGGUAGUCUGGACACGGAUUUAUCCCGAAGCGGCUGAGUGA
Fonsecaea nubica is the source of this 1218-nucleotide messenger RNA. RefSeq lists its product as hypothetical. Gene Ontology annotation, molecular function: hydrolase activity, acting on carbon-nitrogen (but not peptide) bonds. NCBI's taxonomy places the organism in Eukaryota, Fungi, Ascomycota, Eurotiomycetes, Chaetothyriales, Herpotrichiellaceae. The transcript has a single exon. The record is from RefSeq and is a predicted model, not a curated record. Bases 1 to 1218 code for a protein of 405 amino acids.